GCGGCCAUGAGGCAUGCUGGGAAGUGUAGUUCCGGCAGGGGGCGGGGCGUAGGGGGCAGUGUGGCGGCGGCCCGGAAGGCUGGAGGGACACGUCAGGGUGUGCGCAGGAUGGCCCGGGAGCGCAGGCGGAAAGCUCCCGAAGGGGGCCGGCCUCAGGACAGGGGGCCCCGGGCUCCAGGGAAGAGGGAGCGGCCCGGGGCCAGGCUGGGGCUGGGGCAGGUGUGUGCGCUCCUGGCGCUGGCCUCCGGCACGCUGGGCUGCGCGGCCUUUGCCUACAGCCUCUACGCCCGCUGGUGGCUGAAGAGCCGGGUGGUCACGCUGCACCCGGCGCCCCGCAUCCUGGAGCCCAACAGCAGCAGCCCUGCCACCGCCCCCCACCUCUUCUGGGGCUCCUACCGCCCCCAGGUCUACCUCGGGAUGAAGACGCGCAGCCCCCAGUCGCUGGUCACAGGCCUGAUGUGGAUGCACCAGCUGGAAGGGGACAUCCGGCUGCGCCACACGUGCGAGCAGAGCGACGGCCUCCCCCGCUACGGCUGGCUGCUUCACGACGGGGUCCACUUUGGGGUGCAGGAGAUCCGCGACGUGGGCCUCAGCCUGCAGACGGAGUUUGUGAAGCGGCCCGGCGGCCGGCACGGUGGAGACUGGAGCUGGAGGGUCACCGCGAGGCCCGAGGGGGCCCCGGUGCCUUUCGUCUCCCUCCUGUUCUAUGUGGCCACGGAUGGCCAGGGGGCCCUGCAGCCUCGGGUGGAGGAGAAGAGCCGCUUGGCCUCUCUGGCAGGCACCACGGAGGAGCUGGGUCACUUCACCAUCACCUUCCAGCGGCCCACCACUGAGACUGGCACAGCUCCGCUCUAUGCCAGUUACAACUACCUGCAGGCUACAGCCGAGGGGCUGCACCGCCUGAGCGAAGUGGUGAAAGCCAGCCUGAGCCCGCGGUUUGUCUAUGCCCCGCCAGGGGGCCCCAAGCGCCGCUACUUUGGGGUGGACGCCCAGCGAGGGGGGCCCGGAGAGAGGGAGCCCCCCCGCAGCCAGCUCCUGGUGCACCAGGUGACCGUGGCGCUGCCCUGCCGCCUGGAGGUGGCCUUUGAGUCGGGCAGCGUCGGGCAGCGCCCUGCGGGGCGGCUGCUGGGGGAGGCCCUGACCCGGGAGCUGGGCAGCCACACCGCUGCCUUUCAGCAGCGCUUCGAGGAGACCUUUGGGCUGUCCCGCAAGGGCUACUCGGAGCAGGAGCAGCACUUUGCCCGAGCCCUCCUCAGCAACAUGCUGGGCGGCCUGGGCUACUUCCACGGGCGCUCGCUGGUGCAGUCUCCCCACACGGAGCUGCCGCAGCCCUACCCGGAGGGCCCCCUCUUCACCGCCGUCCCUUCCCGCUCCUUCUUCCCCCGCGGCUUCCUGUGGGACGAAGGCUUCCACCAGCUCCUGCUGGGCCGUUGGGACCCAGCCCUGGGCCGGGAGGUGCUGGCCCACUGGCUCGACCUCAUGAACGCCGACGGCUGGAUCCCGCGGGAGCAGAUCCUGGACGACGAGGCCCGCAGCAAGGUGCCCCCCGCCUUUGUGGUGCAGCACAGCAGUGCCGGCAACCCCCCCACCCUCUUCCUGGCCCUCCGCCAGCUGCUGGCCCAGGGCGCAGCCCAGACCGACUACCUGCGGCGCCUCUUCCCUCGCUUGCAGAGCUGGUACGCCUGGUACAACCGCACGCAGGCUGGGCCGCUGCCCUCCACCUUCCGCUGGCGCGGGCGGGACCAGGACACCCAGCUCUUCCUCAACCCCAAGACCCUCACCUCCGGGCUGGACGACUACCCCCGCGCCUCCCACCCCUCCCCGGACGAGCGCCACCUGGACCUGCGCUGCUGGAUGGCGGUGGCCUCCGCCGUCAUGGCUGAGGUGGCCACGCGCCUGGGGGAGCCCGCGGGGGACUACCGGCACAUGGCCGAGGUGCUGAGCAACAACCAGCUGCUGGACCAGCUCCACUGGGCGGAGGCGCUGGGCACCUUUGCCGAUUACGGCAACCACACUCUGGCCGUGGCGCUGGAGCGUGAGCGGCCCCGCCCCCCUCCCCCGGGCCAGCCCCUCCCCACCCCACGCCUGCUGCGGGUGGUCCGCAAACCUCCCAGGCUGCAGUUUGUGGGGGGCGCCCUGGGCUACGUGAGCCUUUUCCCACUGCUGUUGCAGCUGCUGCGCCCGGAUUCGCCCCGGCUGGGCUCCCUCCUGGCAGACAUACGCAGCGAGAAGCUGUGGACGCCCUUUGGCUUGCGCUCUCUGUCGCGCACCAGCCCCUUCUACCUCCAGCACAACACGGAGCACGAUGCCCCCUACUGGCGGGGGCCCAUCUGGAUCAACAUCAACUACCUGGCCGUGCGGGCGCUGCACCACUACAGCCGCCUGGAGGGGCCCUACCGCCAGCAAGCGGCCGCCCUGUACCAGGAGCUGCGAGCCAACCUCAUCGGCAACGUCUUCCGGCAGUAUGUGGAGAGUGGCUACAGCUGGGAGCAGUAUCACGACGGCACGGGCAGGGGCCAGGGCUGCCACCCAUUCACAGGCUGGUCUGCCUUGGUGGUGCUCAUGAUGGCCGAGGAAUAUUAGCCACCGAGGGGCUGGUGGCAAGACCCUUGCCUCAGCUGGCCAGCCCCGUUGGGCACACUGCCCCUCUGGGCUCCGUGCAGGGCCUUGCCUUCCCCGCCACCGAACCCCAGGGCAUUUUUCUUUAUUUUUUUAAUGAAAUAAAGCUGUGAAGCUAGAA
Hemicordylus capensis (graceful crag lizard) is the source of this 2740-nucleotide messenger RNA. It is a transcript of the gene MOGS, whose product is annotated as mannosyl-oligosaccharide glucosidase. Gene Ontology annotation, molecular function: Glc3Man9GlcNAc2 oligosaccharide glucosidase activity. Gene Ontology annotation, cellular component: endoplasmic reticulum membrane. NCBI's taxonomy places the organism in Eukaryota, Metazoa, Chordata, Lepidosauria, Squamata, Cordylidae. The record is from RefSeq and is a predicted model, not a curated record. The transcript is spliced from 5 exons. Bases 7 to 2583 code for a protein of 858 amino acids. Gene Ontology annotation, biological process: oligosaccharide metabolic process; protein N-linked glycosylation.